AUGAUAAGUGAUGCGAAGAAGAUGAAGCUGGAGGACGAGGAGGAGAGGAGUAGGAUGGCAGUGAAGAAUGUGUUAGUGGACUGCAUUUACACCACACAAGGUAAAGUGGAGAGCGAGGAGAGCGGCUUUCCACUUGCAAGGCUACUACAACGUCUGCCCAAACGAACACAACAUCAGAGUUGUGACAAAUGGGGCCUGAGAGAGUCUGCAAUCGAAUUUGCGGAAUCAGAAGUGGUGUCAGCUUGGGUGACCACCCAACAGUGUAAUGAAGGGAUUAGGCCUCGAGAAAAUGUCGUCUUCGAUGCCGACACCGUGUUCACAACUGCAUUCUCACAUCGCAAACGCGUUUGCUUACACCUACGUAUCCUACAAAAGAGAAACGUAUCACCACCAUGCAAAAUGGGUGAGCGCACUUUGUCAUCCACGUACCACUUCACUCACCACGAGACCAGAUCUACACUGCUCUGCAAUGCCCUCCUUGUCACUCUCUCCACACUCACUUCUCAACCCAUCAUUCUCAUCGCCUCCUUCAACAUGUACUUGCGGUGCUCACCUUUCACCGUCACUUCCACCUCUCCACUAACCCGCUGCUGCACAUCACCACCACCACCACCACCUCCAUUAUCAAGCAAUCGACAGCCAACCCAAGACGCCUCUCAUUCCACUCUCCCCCUCCACACCCUCUAA
Messenger RNA from Echinococcus granulosus, 687 nucleotides. RefSeq lists its product as hypothetical. Bases 1 to 687 code for a protein of 228 amino acids. Lineage: Eukaryota; Metazoa; Platyhelminthes; Cestoda; Cyclophyllidea; Taeniidae. The transcript is spliced from 4 exons. The record is from RefSeq and is a predicted model, not a curated record.